AUGCUUCCAUCUCCAUUCCCAGAUCUAGUCCCUUCUACUAAAGAUUUUCUCAGGCCUCUUUUUUCAGUUUUUAUUUUUGGACUUUUGUUACCAGUUUCUUUUCGAUUUCUCAGAUCUUUUCUUACAGACGUGGCCGAGAAUUCUGAAGUACAAUGUCAUUGGGCUUUGAGGUCUUAUAAGCUUGCUUGGAAUCCUUUUCUUGCUAGUGGAAAUUUCUUGAACUUGGAGUUCUUCCGAAAUGUGACAAUUAUGUGA
Dentiscutata erythropus is the source of this 255-nucleotide messenger RNA. The record is from the annotation of a GenBank genome assembly. Lineage: Eukaryota; Fungi; Glomeromycota; Glomeromycetes; Diversisporales; Gigasporaceae.